AUGGGGCGACGGCCGAAUGCCCUCAUCUUACAGUAUUUCGAGCGAGGGCCUAAGUUGCAGGACCAGAGCAAUCGCUAUCCCCACACAUGCAAAUCCUGUGGCGAGCACUUUCCUCGAGGCCGCCUCGAUAGCUUGACGAACCAUCUCACUAAGAAAUGCCCCGCCAUCAGCGAAGCCGACCGGGUCAAUGCCCUCCUCACCCUGUCGGGUAUGGGCCAUGAUUCUCAAAGAAUCCAGCACAAUAAUCAGGCCCAAGCCCGCGCGCGGGUCCAGGCACAGGUCCAGGCACAGGUCCAGGCCCACACAAAUGCCCAGGCCAACGGCACGUCUCUCGUCGAUCUUCCAAUGAUGCAGCGCGACAUGCAGCGCGACGAUGAGGAGAACUGGACGGCCCUUGGAGUGCUUGCCGAAGUGUCGAGGCAGAUUGAUAUGAGCGAGAAAAACGACGACCGCAUUCAACCACACCUCCCACUUUCGUCAGAACUAGGCUCCCUACCGCCCGCUACCCAUACAGCUGAGCGCUUCGAGUCGCAAGAACAGCUCUCCCUUGAGAACCAUGCGCAAGGCCAGGGGAGCCGCCCGGCAAAAGAAAAACAAGUAGCCGAGGAAAUGGGGACGUUGCCGGAUGCAAACAAUGAACUUACACCUGAAGAGCGACUCCAGGAAAUCUUGCGCGCCGACGAUGCGAGGACUGACUCUGAAACAUUGUCAAUGGCGGCCACUGCAGCUGCUGCGGCUGCUGUCACUGCCCGCUUACACCCUGUCUUGCCUAGGUUGCACCCUGAACUGCUUGAUCCGCAGCUCUUGGGUGCCGAGGCUGCUGCCGCCGCCGAGGCUGCCAGCGCCACUGUCACUGCCACUGACGCUCCUGCUACCACUGCUGCCCCUGAGAGUAGUAUGGCCGCCGUCGAGCAAAUUCACACUCAUGAUUCGUCGCCGAACCAUGCCGAGAGUCCCUCCCAGCCUUGGGGUGAGAUAUACAUAGACAGUGGGUUUCCCGCCAUGGCGAGUGAUGCAACGGCACAAAAUAUAGGUCCGCUGGCGAAGGGCGGCUUCCGACUAGAGACGACAGGGCUGAACGGGGCUAAAUCCCGCCAUUCGCGAGCUCGAUUCAACGCUACCAGAAGGAAGCAGGUUCAAGAGGUGCGCAAAAUUGGGGCAUGUAUCCGGUGCAGGGUUCUCAGAAAAACAUGUUCCCAAGGCCAGCCCUGUGACACCUGUCGCAAGGUCCUUUCUCCGAGAGUCUGGCGUUCUGGCUGCGUCCGCACCAAAUUCUCAGAGCAGCUGGAUCUAUAUUCGGCGGGGGUUCAGAUUGUGCAAGCUCAGCACAGGAUUAACACGUUGAAGCAGUCCGUGGAUCUGGGCAGCCAUGGAAUUUUCGUCGAGGUCUACCAUUUUCCCGAGCUUGCGACACGUCUUCGACUGCAAGUUUUGCAGCGCGAUGGUACUCGCGAAGGGGAUGGUAAUGCCGACCCAGGCACUACGGACGCCACCGUGUCUAAUCAUCGCAUUAUGAUGUUGGACAAUGAUGCCCAAGACGUUCCAUCUCGAGUUGAGAUGUACAUGCGCGAGGUCUUACCAGAACUCAUCAAGCGAGAAACCUCGCACUUCAUGCAGGUCACUCUCCAGACCGCCGUUGACAUCGCCAGCUCUACCAACGACGAGUUACUAAGAAAGUCGCUAGAGCUGUGGGGUCUUGUGGAAAUCCUGGACCGAGAACGCCAAUGGACUAUUGGCGUCAAACCUGGCGUUGGCGACGUCCCGGUCGAUUUUAUCAAGGAGGAUAGCGAUGAGGAGGUUUUCACCACCAUAUGCCUACAGCUUACAGCAGCAGCCGAGAGGAAAGCUGCUGCUACCAGCAAAGCCCUCCUUACCGGAAUGCAGCGUGUCCUUCAAGACAGCAAAGUCAAGGUCAACUUUAACAUGUACUUUGCUACGCUGAUCCUACUAAACUGUGUGGAGAAAUCUACUUGGGCUUUCAAGGCUUGGGAGCAGCCCAACUUACGCCCCCAAUGGCCAUUGCAAAAGGAACCAAACAGCUUCACCCAGCAGGGUUACGUUAUUGCCGAUCUUUUGAGAAUGCUUCUCGGCAUCCGAAAAGCGCUACCACGGACUUUACGCCGAGAGACUGAUGGAAAACUUGUCACUGAAGAGGUUGACCCAACAAUGCAAGGCUAUUUUGAGUCGAUUGGACUAGACUUUGCCCAGGUCAAGGCCAACCAAGAGCAUCCCGUCUUUUCCCCGACCGACCCGCGGUCCUUUGAGCUUCUGUUUUGCUCUACUCUACUGCUUCCGACUGCGGAUUAG
This is a messenger RNA of Lasiosphaeria miniovina, 2307 nucleotides long. RefSeq lists its product as uncharacterized. NCBI's taxonomy places the organism in Eukaryota, Fungi, Ascomycota, Sordariomycetes, Sordariales, Lasiosphaeriaceae. The record is from RefSeq and is a predicted model, not a curated record. Gene Ontology annotation, biological process: regulation of DNA-templated transcription. Gene Ontology annotation, molecular function: zinc ion binding; DNA-binding transcription factor activity, RNA polymerase II-specific. Bases 1 to 2307 code for a protein of 768 amino acids. The transcript has 4 exons.